This is a messenger RNA of Ostrea edulis (European flat oyster), 2333 nucleotides long. RefSeq names its product xylan 1,4-beta-xylosidase-like. NCBI's taxonomy places the organism in Eukaryota, Metazoa, Mollusca, Bivalvia, Ostreida, Ostreidae. Gene Ontology annotation, molecular function: alpha-L-arabinofuranosidase activity; xylan 1,4-beta-xylosidase activity. The coding region runs from base 49 to 2304 and encodes 751 amino acids. Gene Ontology annotation, cellular component: plant-type cell wall. The record is from RefSeq and is a predicted model, not a curated record. Gene Ontology annotation, biological process: arabinan catabolic process; xylan catabolic process. The transcript has 12 exons.
CACUUGACAUUAGUCUCACGCGCACUGCCUAAACUGGUUUACAUUAAAAUGCGGCCAUCAACACGUCAAGUUACCGGAGGAAAGUUACCAUUUAAUGUUUAUUGUCUCUUCCUGUUACUUGCUUUCACUAACGGACUGUCACAAGACUACCCCUUCCGCAAUACCUCACUGCCGUGGGCUGUACGGGUGAGGGACCUCGUGGGCAGACUGACGGUAGAGGAGAUCGUGGUCCAAAUGAGCCGGGGAGGGGCGGGCCCUCGUGCUAGCCCUGCUCCCGCCAUUCCGCGCUUAGGGAUUGGUCCUUUUAGUUGGAAUACCGAGUGUUUGAGGGGCGAUGUGUAUGCUGGUAACGCGACUUCCUUUCCUCAGGCAUUGGGACUGGCUGCAACGUUCAGCACAGAUGUCCUAUGUGACGUAGCUGAGGCUACCUCUAUAGAGGUCCGAGCCAAAUACAACGACUAUCAGAGACGGAAGAUUUACGGGGACCAUAAGGGAAUCAGCUGUUUCAGCCCCGUCAUCAACAUCAUGAGGCAUCCUCUUUGGGGCCGGAACCAGGAAACGUACGGGGAAGAUCCAUUUUUGUCUGGAGAGAUGGCUGCAAGCUUUGUGUCAUGUUUACAGGGACAUAACCCGACCUACAUCCGGACUAAUGCUGGCUGUAAGCACUUUGACGUUCAUGGUGGUCCGGAGAAUAUUCCUGUCUCCAGAUUUUCUUUCGAUGCCAAAGUAUCAGAGAGGGACUGGAGAUUGACGUAUUUACCUGCAUUCAAAAGAUGUGUCCAGGCAGGAUCCUAUAGUUUGAUGUGCAGCUUUAACAGAAUAAACGGAGUUCCCGCCUGUGCUAAUAAACGGCUACUGACGGACAUUUUGCGGACUGAGUGGGGAUUCACGGGAUACGUGGUCAGUGAUCAGGAAGCGAUUGAGAACAUAAUGACGUAUCACCACUAUACCAACAACUCUGUGGACACUGCUGCCCUUUGUGUCAAGGCUGGCUGUAAUCUAGAGCUAUCCACAAACGAGCUCAAACCCACAUACUUCUACAUCAUUGACGCUUUAAAGGCUGGUAAACUGGACAAAGACGAUAUAGUCAAAAGCGUUUCUCCUUUGUUUUACACUCGCAUGCGCCUUGGAGAAUUCGAUCCACCGCAACAUAAUCCCUACAGCUCCCUGGAUCUCACUGUGAUUCAAAGUGAAGGGCACAGGGCCAUAUCUUUAACGGCUGCCAUGAAGUCAUUUGUUCUACUGAAAAACAAAGAUGAAUUUCUCCCCAUUACAAAACAAUAUAACACGAUUUCUGUACUGGGGCCUAUGGCAGAUAACAAGUACCAACAGAUAGGAAGUUAUGCGCCGGAUGUUAUGCCGAUCUUUACCACAACACCACUGCAGGGAUUAUCCAAACUCUCCAAAACAGUCAAGUUUGCGGCUGGGUGUAGUGAUAAUGCUUGUACAACAUACAAUAGAUCGGAAAUACAGAAAGCAGUUAAUUCUACUGAUAUUAUAUUUGUUUGUCUUGGAACUGGUCCUAUGAUAGAGAACGAGGACCACGACAGAUCCAGUAUGGAAUUACCAGGAAAACAGACACAGCUUCUCUUGGAUUCCGUCAACUUCUCUGCAAAUGGGGUGCCUGUUGUCCUUCUUCUCUUCAAUGGUGGUCCAGUAAAUAUCACAUGGGCGGAUCGAAGUGACCGCAUUGUGGCCAUUAUUGAGUGUUUCUUUCCGGCACAGGAAACAGGAGAGGCAGUAUGGCGAGUGUUAACUAACAGUGGCAACUUUUCCAACCCCGCGGGGAGACUUCCAUACACUUGGCCAAAAUAUAAACAUCAGAUUCCUUCUAUGAUAAACUACAGUAUGACAGGAAGAACAUAUCGUUAUUUCCAUGGUGACCCAUUGUAUCCGUUUGGUUAUGGGUUGUCCUAUACCACUUUUAAUUUCACAAACGCCUGGCUGAACCCGAUCAUAGAGGAGGGAGAGUCGUUAACAGUCCGUACAGAGAUCUGCAAUACGGGGGCAUUGGACGGAGAAGAGGUUAUUCAGAUUUAUCUUAAAUGGCUUGAUACCAAGGAAGAUAUGCCGAUUCAUCAGCUUGUUGGAUUUCGGCGUAUUUUUCUGAAGUCUGGAGAAACCCUUAGCUGGCUUGUAACCGUAGAUGCCAACAGCAUGGCCGUCUGGAGCAAAGCAGGAGGAUUUCAUAUAGAACCAGGUCACUACAAACUGUACAUCGGGAGUCAACAGCCGGAACAAGGAAGAAAAGUGCCAUCUAAUGUUUUGAUCCGGGAAUUCAAAAUUAUACCAAAGUUGUCAUAGAGUAAAAAAUUAAAUUAGACCAAAUGGUA